Molecule: messenger RNA, 546 nt
Organism: Spathaspora passalidarum NRRL Y-27907
Lineage: Eukaryota; Fungi; Ascomycota; Pichiomycetes; Serinales; Debaryomycetaceae
Exons: 1
Coding region: 1-546 (181 amino acids)
Source: RefSeq, a predicted model, not a curated record
AUGAUUCGUUCAAUUCAAUUAUCAACAAAACGUCAACUUCAAUUGCAAUUACGUACACUCGCAACAUAUGCUUCCAACCCACAAAUCUACAUCCACAAGGUAAACCCAUUGAACUACAAGUUUUCUCUCUCAAAAUCUCCCGAUGCAAUUGAGAUAGGAUCAUCACCUACUGCAGACCCCGAACCCUCAACAUUCACAGACAAUCCCAAGUUUAAAGAGCUCUUGAACUCGACAAUAUAUUCAAAAAUUCAAGAUGACUUUACCUUUGUCAUGGAAGCAGGUGUAAAUGCGAAUUCAUUCAUGCCAAUUUAUGAUUUAAGAGAAACACCAAAUUAUGCAAGAGUACCUGCAACCGAAAACAUAUUUGGUUAUGUACGGGUGGACUCCAAGGGGAAGAUCGUUCCUGAAUCCUUUCAAGCGAAUGGUAUGUAUAGACUUAUCAAUGGAAGAUGUGGAUUAUGUAAAUUUUCAGAUUUCUUGCACGAACAAUUGCAAACACAAUCAGAAAUGCAGGUUGUGAAACAAAAUGUUAAUGCCAGUACAUAA